Molecule: messenger RNA, 2024 nt
Organism: Hermetia illucens (black soldier fly)
Lineage: Eukaryota; Metazoa; Arthropoda; Insecta; Diptera; Stratiomyidae
Product: probable cytochrome P450 12a5, mitochondrial
Exons: 6
Coding region: 33-1634 (533 amino acids)
Molecular function (GO): iron ion binding; oxidoreductase activity, acting on paired donors, with incorporation or reduction of molecular oxygen; heme binding
Source: RefSeq, a predicted model, not a curated record
UUCACCUGUUCGCUUCGCACCCCUACAAAAUCAUGUUAAUUUUAGUUGGUUCAAAGGUGAUUCGGGUUGGUGGCUCGUUUGUGAAGAGUAAUGGCCAGUGCAACUGUUUAGUGCGACUGUUUGCAGCCCAGAUUCCGUCACCGCCUGUUGCUGAAUCACAAUUUCAAAAUGAAUGGGAUAAGGCGUUACCCUACGAGAAAAUCCCGGGACCAUCACGGCUAACGCUAAUUAAGGACAGUUUACCUGGAGGGAAAUUGGCAACUCUAAAUUUGGGGGAAGUACUGGAACAGUAUCGCCAUCAGUAUGGAAAUAUUUAUAAAAUAUCCGGGGGAUUUGGAACACCAGACACCUUGUUUGUUUUUGAUCCAAAGGACUUCGAGACAAUUUAUCGUACAGAGGGAAUUUGGCCUUUUCGUCCCGUUUUGGAAACUGUCGAACAUUACAGAAAGAAGGUUCGACCAGAUACUUUUUACAGCGGCGGAUUGGGGGUUGAGCAAGGAAAAGAAUGGGCUGAAUUCAGGACAACCGUGAAUCCGAUCAUGAUGCAGCCUAAAUUUGUGAAACUAUAUAUUCCACAAAUUGACCAAUUCGUAGAUGAAUUUAUCAUUAGAAUGAGGAAAAUUCGAGAUUCAAACAUAUACGAACUACCCGAAAAUUUCGAAGAAGAAAUGGACAGGUGGUCCUUAGGGGCUACUUGCUUAGUAGCCCUCGAUAGUCGCCUCGAAAUUUUCGGAGAAUUGGACAAAAAUAGUAGAGAAUAUGAACUUACAGCAGCUCUGAAAAGAUUCAUUUAUUUGAGGUCUGUACUCGACUUAAAACCAUCGAUGUGGAAAGUAUUUCCUACGGCCGACUUCAAGGAAAUGAUGCGCGUUUUAGAUGUUAUAACAGAUUUCAGUUUCCAUCAUGUGAAUGAAGCGAAAAAACGUCUUGAAUCCAAAGUCAAUACGAAAAGUGAAAAAGAACAGAGCGUUUUUGAGAAGCUUAUUAGAAUCAAUCCAAAAACGGCCGUAAUCAUGGCUACGGAUAUGUUCACAGCAGGUGUCGACACAACGAGUUCGGCUGCCAUCAGUGUCUUAUACAACCUGGCAAAGAAUCCCGAUAAGCAAGAAAUCCUUCGCAAUGAACUCCGGAAAAUUCUCCCCGAAAAGGGUAGUCCACUAACUCAACAAAACAUGUCUAAUUUACCGUACCUUCGAGCAAGCAUCAAAGAAUCAUUGAGGGUCUUGCCCGUGGUGAAUGGUAAUUCCCGCAAAACGGGAAAGGAUUUAGUUUUGAAAGGUUAUAGGAUACCUAAAGGAACACUAGUUUUAUUGCAAUCUUUAUAUACUCAAGUAGAUGAGAAACUAUAUACUGGAGGGAAAAAGUUCAUGCCAGAACGAUGGCUCAAAAAUCAGGAAUCUGAGCUAAGCAAGGAAGCCAGAAAGGUAAGUCCAUUCACAUUUCUUCCAUUUGGAUUCGGACCUCGAAUGUGUAUUGGACGACGUUUAGCCGAACUCGAAAUAGAAGUAUUUGUGUCGAAACUUGUCCGCAAUUUUUAUAUUGAAUGGGACCAACCAGAUUUGAAAUUUAAGACAGUUGGAAUAAAUGUUCCUGAUGGAAAGUUGCAAUUCAAAGUCAAGGAUGUGGAAAAUUAGAUUGAAAUGUAAUGUUCGACAACAACAUCGCCUAGGUCCUUAUUUAUUUCAAUUUGAAGCAAGGAUGUAAUAGUUAAUUCUUUGCUAGAUGUGUUAAUUAACCUAUAAGAUCAUCUUCUGUUUUCAUUGUCAUUAGAUACGUUACACUGACGAACCGAACAAGAUAAAAAUUAAAAAUUUUAUAAGCGGCAGGAACGGUCUCUGAUUAAAUUUCAUUGUCAUUAGUUUUUAAAAUUUGUUUUAGUCAUUGAUAUCCAUAGAUUGUAUAAUAAUACUUCUUCCUUUUGGAAGUGGGAUGUUUUUAAUAUGUUUAUUCAAAAAUGUUCUCUAAAAAAAGUUUAUGCUCAUUUAUUAAGGCAUAACAUUUAUUAAAAUAAAGCAAACAAAGCA